Molecule: messenger RNA, 2111 nt
Organism: Peromyscus californicus insignis
Lineage: Eukaryota; Metazoa; Chordata; Mammalia; Rodentia; Cricetidae
Gene: Ildr1
Product: immunoglobulin like domain containing receptor 1
Exons: 7
Coding region: 1-1644 (547 amino acids)
Cellular component (GO): plasma membrane
Molecular function (GO): high-density lipoprotein particle receptor activity
Source: RefSeq, a predicted model, not a curated record
AUGGCUCAGUGGCAUUGUCUCCUGCUCCUGCCUUCAGGGUGUCUGUCCUUGCUGGUCACAGUUCAGCACACAGAACGCUAUGUCACCCUGUUUGCCUCCAUCACCCUCAAAUGUGACUACACCACCUCUGCUCAGCUCCAGGACGUGGUGGUGACGUGGCGCUUCAAGUCUUUCUGCAAGGACCCCAUCUUUGACUACUUCUCUGCCUCAUACCAGGCCGCCUUAUCCCUGGGCCAGGACCCCUCCAACGACUGUAACGACAACCAGAGGGAAGUCCGCAUCGUGGCCCAGCGGCGGGGACAGAAUGAGCCGGUGCUGGGGGUGGAUUACCGGCAGCGCAAGAUCACCAUCCAGAACCGAGCAGAUCUUGUGAUUAAUGAAGUGAUGUGGUGGGAUCAUGGAGUAUACUAUUGCACCAUUGAGGCUCCAGGAGACACAUCAGGAGACCCAGAUAAGGAGGUGAAGCUCAUUGUCCUGCAUUGGCUGACAGUGAUCUUCAUCAUCCUUGGAGCCCUCCUUCUCCUGCUGCUGAUUGGCGUGUGCUGGUGCCAGUGCUGCCCUCAGUACUGCUGCUGCUACAUCCGCUGCCCCUGCUGUCCUGCCCGCUGCUGCUGCCCCGAGGAAGCCCUGGCCCGCCACCGCUACAUGAAGCAGGUUCAGGCCCUAGGUCCUCAGAUGAUGGAAAAACCCCUGUACUGGGGGGCGGACAGGAGCUCCCAAGUUUCAUCUUAUGCAAUGAACCCGCUGCUGCAGCGAGAUCUGUCCUUACGGUCCAGCCUUCCACAGAUGCCGAUGACCCAGACGGUCGCUCACCCUCCGGUGGCCAAUGGUGUUCUGGAAUAUUUGGAGAAAGAAUUGCGGAACCUCAACCCAGCCCAGCCUCCCGAUCUCAGAGCCAAAUCAGGCUACCCUGGCAGCAUGCUGUCCUCCCUGGGCCCUGCAGAGGUUGUGGAACGCAGAGUCAUCCACCUGCCCCCGCUGAUCAGAGACCCACUGUCCUCCAGGACCAGCAACUCAUCACACCAGCAGUGGCUCAACCCUCUUCCUUCUAGACACCGGGAUCUGAGUGAGGCCAGGAGGCAGCGCUAUCACUCGGAUUUCCUCCAAGAGCUCCAGGACCGGGGGAUCAGACCCUGGACCCCAGGGAGAAGGGAACUGGACCCCAAUUGGAGUGGGAGGCACCAUCGCUCUAGGCCCAACGAGUCCUCCAUGCCCUGGUCAGACUGGGACAGCCUGAGUGAAGGCCCCUCGUCCAGUGAGGCCCCUUGGCCCCCCAGACGCCCAGAGCCCCGGGAAGGUGCCCAGAGGCACAGGAGACGCAGGCACCGCAGCUACUCGCCUCCCUUGCCCUCGGGCCCCAGUUCUUGGAGCUCUGAAGAGGAGAAAGAGUCACUGCCCAGGAACUGGGGUGCCCAGCACCGCCACCGCCACCGCCGCCGCCGUUCCCAGUCCCCAAACUGGCCUGAGGAGAAGCCACCCAGCUACUGUUCACUGGAUGUCACUCCAGGCAAGAACAACAGGAAAAAAGGGAAUGUGGAGAGGCGCUUGGUGAGCCUGGGGCAUCCUGUGGAGGGUCGGGCAUGGGCAGCAGCCCCUCAGCCAGCGGUCUCGGCCACAGCUGACACAGACCCUGCAGGGUCUUAGUUCUGCAUAACGUCCAGGCAGGCCGGGGGCACUGCCUUUUCUUGGAAUGAAAGGGCCGAGUCAGUGCAGGGUGCAGAAGAGGCCCAGGGCUUGCCUUCUCUGCCUCAGUGUGGAUUCAGCCAUCUUCCCUGUCCCGGGAGGCAGGUCAGGUGGGUUCUGCUGGCAUGCAGGUGAGGAACUCAGUCUCAGAAUGACUAAGCACUCCGUGGUAGGGAGCUGGUGGGGUUCCAGCUGCCGCCUGGACCUUGACUUUGCAACCUUAUUUCCACAGCCCAGAUUAGAAAUGGGCAGGGCUGUGGGUGUUUAAGUGGGCAGCAACUGUGCUGUGUGUGAGGAUGAGGUCUUCCCAGAUACCCCUGGAAAGGCUUACCAGACUGAUGAAAACCACCCUUGGCCUCCCACUUAGGAGAAAAACUUUGGGAUGCUGUGAACACUGAAGAUACGGGUCACUGUGUAGCAGGAAAAUA